CUCGACUCCUUUUCAUUUUAAGUAGGCCACCCCCCGACCUCUUUGAGUCCGCUGCUUGCGUCUGAUCGCUCGCCUGCCGCUAGCAACAAGUUCGCAUACCACCAAGGGAAGCAGCAGGAGGAGAAACUAAGACACAAUGGCCGAGUCGCUGCUUGCGCGCAAAUACAUCGACGGGAUAUACAUCCCCGUCGGCUUGCUCGUCGUGGGCACAGCCUUAGUGAAGCGCGAGUGGACGGCCUACGCUCUGUUGCUUGGAAUCGCGCUCGGUGCCAUCAAGUUUUUCAAUACCCGCCCCCAGGCGGUCCUCAAGCCCGACGCCUUCCAGGAGUUUGAGCUCAAGGAAAAGACUAUCAUCUCGCACAAUGUCGCCAUCUACCGGUUCGCGCUCCCAACCCCGACAUCCAUCCUCGGCCUGCCGAUCGGCCAGCACAUCUCGAUCGGCGCUCACCUCCCGCAACCAGACGGCAGCACCAAGGAGAUCGUCCGCUCCUACACGCCCAUCUCAGGCGACCAUCAGCCGGGCUACUUCGACCUCCUUAUCAAAUCCUACCCGCAAGGCAACAUCUCGCGGCACAUGGCGUCGCUGGCCGUGGGGCAGACGAUCCGCGUCAAGGGUCCGAAGGGCGCCUUCGUGUACACGCCCAACAUGGUGCGCCACUUUGGCAUGAUCGCCGGCGGCACGGGCAUCACGCCCAUGCUGCAGGUGACCAAGGCCAUCAUCCGGGGCCGCAAGGCCGGCGACCGGACCGAGGUCGACCUCAUCUUUGCCAACGUGACGGAGCAGGAUAUUCUCCUACGCGAGGACCUGGACCAGCUCGCGCGCGAGGACAAGGGGUUCCGGGUGCACUACGUGCUGGACAAGCCGCCGGCGGGCUGGGAGGGUGGUGUGGGGUAUGUUACAGCGGAGAUGAUUCAGAAAUGGUUGCCCAAGCCGGCCGAUGAUGUUAAGAUCCUGCUGUGCGGUCCCCCGCCCAUGAUUAGCGGCCUGAAGAAGGCCACCGAGAGCCUUGGCUUCAAGAAGGCCCGGCCCGUUAGCAAGCUGGAGGACCAAGUCUUUGCCUUCUAAGCUGUGGGCGACGUACCGAUUUGAAAAAGGGAAUGGCGGGGGCACCAAGAGUUGAAAUGGUGAGAAAAUAUGUUGUGCUGAUGGACGAGCUUAUGACUUACCAUAACAUUGGCAAAAUAUCAGGUAGAUAAAAGCCUGUACUUGUAUCGCGCGUCAAGGCGACGUGUUUUGCGAGUUUAUAUUCGCAUUCUAUUUAGAUUGGGGAUCUAAUCAUCUGAUGAGGAGGGUUAUGAGUCUAAGUAAUACAACCCCAUUCCCGCCGCCAG
Messenger RNA from Parathielavia appendiculata, 1332 nucleotides. RefSeq names its product ferredoxin reductase-like protein. Gene Ontology annotation, molecular function: oxidoreductase activity. The transcript has 4 exons. The record is from RefSeq and is a predicted model, not a curated record. The coding region runs from base 137 to 1066 and encodes 309 amino acids. Lineage: Eukaryota; Fungi; Ascomycota; Sordariomycetes; Sordariales; Chaetomiaceae. Gene Ontology annotation, cellular component: endoplasmic reticulum.